Astrephomene gubernaculifera is the source of this 1735-nucleotide messenger RNA. The record is from the annotation of a GenBank genome assembly. Lineage: Eukaryota; Viridiplantae; Chlorophyta; Chlorophyceae; Chlamydomonadales; Astrephomenaceae.
ACUGGGGCUGAGCAGCAGCUUAACAAAAAGAAGAAAAACAAGAAGCCUGCUGCCAAUGGCAAUGCACCUCAGCCAUCAUCUGCGCCGGCAGCUAAGGCAGCCCCUCAGCCUGCCGCGGUGGCCCUUCCAGUCAAUACCGAUCUGACCGUGGGCGUGAGCGAGGCUUGUGCAAUCAUUGAACGCGGAGCUCGUGAGGCUAAGCAGCAAGCUGACAAGGUUAAGCUCUGGAAGGAGUGGACGCGGCAGGCCAACGACAAGGCAUCUAAGCUUAAGUACGCAGAUGUGGAUGGAACGAACCUGGACUUCAAGCAGGUUAUCCUGCGCUCCAAGGCGCUUGAGAUCUGCGCCGAGAGCUGCAUCUCCACGCCACUUCACCCCGACAAGGAGAGUGCGCUGGCCCAGAUGUUCGCAUCCUUCCUGCCCAACGAGGGUGGCGCCUGCAACAACCUGGCAAACCUGCUCGUUCGGCUGUCAAACUCCCUGGCCGGGGAUGCACCAGACACACUUGGCGCAGCGCAGCGUGCGGUGAGCGGUAUCGUGCAGUCGCUCAAGGCUGCGGCCUCGCGGGACGGAUCUGAGGCGGAGGCGGCCAACCCCGUCGUCACCUGGCUGGAGCGCGUGUCCUCUCUGGACAAGGAGAUUGCCCGGGCGCAGACGUCGCUGACGAAGCUCACCGCCGUCAACAAGGGCGUGGUGACCAGGGAGGUCGCCAACACCGCCCGGCAGCUGGUGAGGCUGCACGAGGAGAAGUUCGACCUGCUGCAGCCCGAGUCCAUUCCCACGGUGAAGCCGCCCUCGGGGGCGCUGGGCGCCUGCCUGCGCGGCAUUGAGGAGCUGAAGGCCGUCAUCUCCGGACACCUCAAGGAGUCGGAGUCCAAGUCGGCGGGCGCUGCCUCGCAAGACGCGGCUGCUCGCUCCGCGCAGGCCGCCAGCUACAAGCGCGAGGCGGAGAUCCUGGCGGCGCAAGCGGCUCAGGUGUCCAGCCAGAUCCGCACGCUGGAGGCGCAGCUCUACUCGCUGCGCGCGCAGGCCGCCGAGAUUGAGGAGAAGCGCGCUGCUCUGGCGGCCCGGCAGCAGGCCUCUUGGGAGGGAGCCAGCGCGGCGAGCAGCAGCAAGGGAGGCAAGCCGCAGUCCGCGCUGCUGACCCCGGCGCACUACCGCGAGUCGCUGGUGCUGGCGGAGGCGCUGGCUGACCUGGCGGACCCCAGCCGCCUGGCAGCCGCCUCGCCGGAGCAGGUGCUCAACGUGCAGACCGCGCAGGUGAACUCCCCGGUGGAGUACGUGGCUGCUGCGGAGAGCCUGUUGGGUGUGGCGCUGGGGGCGCUGGGUGAGGUGCCCGCCAAGCUCUCCUUCUGCCGGCAGCGCAUCGCGCAGGCGACCAAGCUGGUGCAGCUGGGGGCGCUGGCGGGCAAGGCGGUGGAGGACAGCAAGCGGCAGCAGGAGGAGGCUGAGAAGCUGAUGGCUGACACGCUGCGGAUGGCGGAGGAGCUGGUGGCCACCGCGGCGCAGGUGCGUGCGGACGCGCACCGGCGCUACGACGCCAUGGCUCGCUUCAACCCCGAGAAGGCCGCCACGGUGGCGGGGCACAUCCGCAACAUUGACGCACUGGAGGCGCAGGUGCAGCAGCAGCACAGCGUCGUGCUGGCCACUGCUAGCGGCGCCGCCCCCCCGCCCUCCGCCCCUGCCGCACCCACCGCCGCUGCCCCCGCCGCCGCCACCACCACUUACAUCCCCC